Messenger RNA from Monosiga brevicollis MX1, 1263 nucleotides. RefSeq lists its product as uncharacterized. The record is from RefSeq and is a predicted model, not a curated record. The transcript has a single exon. Gene Ontology annotation, molecular function: DNA-binding transcription factor activity, RNA polymerase II-specific; RNA polymerase II cis-regulatory region sequence-specific DNA binding. Gene Ontology annotation, cellular component: nucleus. Bases 1 to 1263 code for a protein of 420 amino acids. NCBI's taxonomy places the organism in Eukaryota, Choanoflagellata, Craspedida, Salpingoecidae. Gene Ontology annotation, biological process: regulation of transcription by RNA polymerase II.
AUGAUGGCAACGCGCUACCCGCCGGCAAACCUUUCUGCCGGACAGCACGGCCCUUCAACACAACAGCAGGCACCGCAAAUAUCGCAGGCACAACCGCUACACCAUCCCUACUAUGCCUCUGAUCGAUACUUUCCCAUGCCCUCCGCCGGCUAUGCUCCGAUGUACGUGCAUGGCCCCGGAGGUCGUCCCGUGUACAUGGGCCGACCCGUGGCAUCGCCGCCCACCUUUGGCCGCACCACCAUGCCUCCGCCCCCACCACCCAUGCGCCUCUCCGAGGCCGAGGAGAUGAUGAAAAUCUCGAGCCGCAAGAAAAAGCGCAUCCCCCGCCCCAUGAAUAGUUUCAUGAUCUUUGGUAAGGAACAGCGCAAGCUCAUCCAACAACAACAUCCAGACCUCGACAACAAGUCCGUUUCAAAGCUCCUGGGACAGCGUUGGGCCUCUCUCCCCGAUUCACAGAAGCAGGUCUACGUGGACAAGGCCAAGGAAAUGGCCGAGGAGCACCGCCGCCUCUACCCCGAUUGGAAGUUUACCCGCGACACCAGCAAAAACAAGAAAUCCCGUUCAAAGCUCAAGCAAUCCGUCUCCCAGCACUCUGUGGAUGGCGAUCACGAUCACGACGAGGCUGGCACCAAUACGGAGGCGGACCACGCCAAUGAGGGGCAGCAGCAGCACUUGGCGCCCACCAAUGGAUCGGCCGCUUCUCAGCACCCCGACCCCAAUUCCUCAAGCGCUCCCAACCCCCAACACCUCUACCCACAAGUCCAAUUUGCGCCUCCGCCACCGUCUUCUCACCUGCCCCCACCCACCAGCCAGAGUGCGAGCAGAGCCGCGGGUACCAGCGCCCCCCCGCCCUACAAUGAAGCCAUCAACAUGUAUCAGCUCAAUCCUCAGCAAGAUGGCGGCCCGCCGACCACCAGUGGUCCCUCCUCGCACCUCUCGCUGAGCUCGCACAACGCCAGUGCCGGGGCUGCCGUUCCUGGCCAUCACCAACCGCCCUACAGCACGCGCCCGUCCCCCAAGCCAGAAAAUGUCGCAGCUGCCAGUGCCCCACCUGCCUACGGCACUGCCCAUCGCACCAUUGGCGCCCGUGGCCCAGCUUCGUCUACCACCUCAUCCACCGCCACCGCCUUUGAUCAGCAUUCGACUGCAACCAGCCAAGCGCCAGCCAACAGCCCGCCCUCGUAUGCAGCACCCCCCGCCUUUAGCUUGGCCAAGCGCAUCUCGGAAGCCGAGUUCCACAGUCUCGUGCGGCCCUCCAAUUAA